AUGUCAGUGUCUUAAGAACAAAAAAUUUCCUCUACUUCCACUCUAAAGGAUGAUUAAACUCCGUAAAAAAGACAGUUCUAAAUAUAAAAUUUACUCAAAAGAAAAGAUUUUAAAUCAGUCGUAAGAAUUUUACAAACUGAUAAAAAGUCAAGAACAAAUUAUUAAAAGCUUAAAUACUAAAACUAAGAAUAUCACGUUGGUUAAAAUUUAUGCAUCAGAGGAGACAAUGGAUCUGAGUACGUCGCCAAACUCAUCAAGGUUGUCAAACUGAUUGAUAAUGAAGAUAAUUGCUUACCGUUUAUUAAAGUAUAGUGGUAUUAUAGGAAAACUGAGUUGACGGGUUUACCUAAGGAUUAUCUAGAAUGUAUUUCUGAAAAUGAAGUUUUUAAAACUAAUGAAUUAGAUUAUAUAGAAAUUGAAAGCAUAAUUGGCUUGGCCAUCAUUUUAAGCUAUGAAGAAUACGAUAAAAUAGAAGAAUUAAAUGAAAAUGUAUACUUUAUGAGAGCUACAUAUUUUGAUUAAAAGCUAUUCCCUUCUUUUGAAUAAUGGAAUAAGGUUUGCUUGUGUAGAAAACCUCCAAAUCCAGACCUAAAGUAUGUCUUUUGUGAAAUUUGCUAAAAAUGGUUUCAUCUGAAAUGUGUUGGACUUAGUUAGGAUCAAGCUAGCAAAUUAAAAAAAUAUAUAUGUCCUGAUUGUAAGAACUGA
Molecule: messenger RNA, 705 nt
Organism: Paramecium tetraurelia
Lineage: Eukaryota; Ciliophora; Oligohymenophorea; Peniculida; Parameciidae
Exons: 3
Molecular function (GO): chromatin binding
Source: RefSeq, a predicted model, not a curated record